GAACUGAUACGCCUUUGCCGGCUAUGUCUGCGCCGCUGCGCCUCGUGCACGAGGCUCUGGAGGGGGCCGUGGCCUUCCUGGAGCCGCUGCUGCCGCUCGCCAACAGCUGCAUGGUUAACUUCAUCACUGAGGACCAGUGGCGCCGCCUGGUGCCCGCGCGACUUGCGGCGGCGCUGCUGGGUCUACCGCGUGACCAGCUGCUCCAGCUGCCGCUGCUGGCCGCGCCGCCAACGCCCGCGGCGCCCGCCCUGCCGCUGCUCGACCAGUUCUUCAGCGAUAAGAAGCUCCACGAGGUGGACCGGAUGGCGGCGACAGUGGCGCACCUGGCGGCGGAGAGUGAAAUCAGCCAGGUGGUCGACAUGGGCAGCGGCAAGGGUUACCUCAGCUCGAUGCUGGCGCUGUCCCAUGGCCUAGACGUGAUGGCCGUGGAGGCGAACGAAGUGCACACGCACGGCGCAAAGAAGGUCAACGCCAAUCUAAAGAAAUCGUGGGACGCAAUAGUGAGCCGCACGGCAUCGCUCAGAGUGGGGGAGACGCCCGCUAAGCGGAGCAAGAAGUGGAAGCGCCAGCACAGGAGCGCGGGCGGCGACCGCCACCGGCCGCAGCCGGGCCGACUGACCCCGGUGGACCAGUUCGUGAGCUCGGGCACCGAGCUGGCCGAGCUGGUGACCUGCCACGGCGAUCCGGCCCUGCCGCUGGCCGUGGUCGGCCUCCACACCUGCGGCGACCUGGCCGUCCACUCCCUGCGCAUGUUCAGCCAGCUGCCGCAGGCCAGGCUGCUGGUGAACGUCGGCUGCUGCUACCACCUGCAGCGGGAGCGGUUCGAGGGCGACUUUUGGCGCGAGCUCGACCCCGCGGACGAGACGUUCCCACUCUGCAGUCUGCUGACGCGGCGGCGUUACGUGCUGGGCCAGCAGGCGCGCGGACUGGCCGCCCAGGCCUCCGAGAGGAUGGCCUCCUACCAGCGGAGCCCGUCACCGGCGCUGUACUACCGCGCCGUACUGCAGGUGUACCUCCGCGACAAGCUGGGCGCCGUGCCCACUGACGUCAUGGUGGGCCGGCUGGCGCGCAAGGCCAAGGGCUAUCUCGACUACAUGCACAUGGCGCUCAGCAAGUACCCGCUGGAUCACAGGGCGGUGCCCGACGCCGAGCUGCUCGCCUACCACGACCGCCUGCUGGAGCAUCAGCCGCGCCUGGAGGCAUUCAGCGUGCUGCGCGCCUCGCUGGCACCUGUCGUCGAGGCGGUCAUCCUGCUGGACAGGCUGGCCUUCCUCCUCGAGCAGGGGUCGGUGGCAUCGGCCGAGCUGGUGCAGCUCUUCGAGCCCGUGACCUCGCCGCGCUGCUACGCGCUCAUCGCCACCAAGCGCAGACGCUCGGGACGGUGACCUUUGACCGGCCGCCCGCCCGCGGCGAUUGGCGACUACCGGGAGCGAGGAGCGGCGCGCAGUCCAUCACGUGACUCCCCGGACGGCCAUCGACCUCGCGAUUGGUCAGCGCGGCCGUGUGACGUCACGGCAGCGGCUGGACCCAGGUUGCUGCGCUUGGUCGCUGCCGGGUCCGCCCCGCGGAGUUCAGCGUUCCGUUUUUUGCCGGCGUUAAGGGAAGCAUUAUUGCCGUAGCUUUUUGUAUCGUGGGCAUAGGGCAGGCGAGUAAUACAUCAUCUUUUUGCGUCCGCAGCCUUUUGCCGUUUGUUUGGAAGGAAAUUAGUGGCAGCGGGUCGGCUACAGCGUGCUUGUUUGUGCUACAAACGGGCGCCUUUGGUGCACCCGGAUGUAGUUGAAAGGCCGGUGGCAGAUGUUCUGGAAUGUUCUGAAAGUCAUGAAGUAUGUUCUGGAAUGUACGGAAAGAGGUGCCGGCUGUCAGGAUUAGUCUGCGUGCGUGAAGACCUCUGCACGUGUAAGGUGAUCUGGAUGUGGAAUGAGUUACGGUGCUCGCUCGAGAUUCGUUUGUUGUGGCAUGCGCCAGUGGCGGACGUGCUCUUGGUCGGGGCGGUACAGGCUCCAGGGUCGGUCAAAUUUAUCGGUUAAGUUGAUUGGUUUGAAAA
Molecule: messenger RNA, 2044 nt
Organism: Pollicipes pollicipes
Lineage: Eukaryota; Metazoa; Arthropoda; Thecostraca; Pollicipedomorpha; Pollicipedidae
Product: methyltransferase-like protein 25
Exons: 8
Coding region: 24-1385 (453 amino acids)
Source: RefSeq, a predicted model, not a curated record